This is a messenger RNA of Chiloscyllium plagiosum (whitespotted bambooshark), 4637 nucleotides long. Lineage: Eukaryota; Metazoa; Chordata; Chondrichthyes; Orectolobiformes; Hemiscylliidae. The record is from RefSeq and is a predicted model, not a curated record.
UGGUGGUCUGGAAGUUCCUUCAACUGGGACAAAUGAACAUCUUUUUUAUUAUUGCGUCCUUUGGUCUUAAGUAAUGAUGUCCACCAUUGAUCAUCAGUGGAAUUUGGCAGUUGUAAACAUGAAAGUUGCGAUCCAAUCUGUUCUAGUUGUUUUAUUCCUAACUGGAGGCAUUUGGAGCCAGGAUCUAACAAACUAUUUAGAGCGUCUAGAAUACUUUUAUGAAUGCCCGAAAGAGUGUCGAUGCCCUUCUACUUAUUCAAAUGCCCUGUACUGUGACAACCAAAACCUCAAAGAGAUGCCCAAAAUGCCAUCAAGGGUUUUGUAUGGGUACAUUCAGAACAAUUUCAUCGAAGCACUCCCAGAAAAGUCCUUCAAGAACAAAACCCAAUUGAGAUGGAUAAAUCUAAAUAAGAAUAAGAUUACAAGCGACAACAUUGAUAAAGGCCUGUUUCAGAAGAUGGAAAAUCUGCUUCACCUGUACAUGGAUGAUAAUAAUCUUGAAGAAGUGCCUGCACCCCUGCCAAGCAGCUUAGAGCAUCUUCGCCUGGCCAGGAAUAAGAUUUCUCGCAUAUCAGAGGGAGCUUUCACCAACCUGGACAAACUGAUAUUGCUUGACCUGCAAGGCAACAACUUGAAAGACUUUGCCAUUGAGGUGAACACAUUUCAAGGGCUGAAGAGUCUACUGCAGCUUAAUUUGGCCAAGAAUGGCCUCAAGGAAAUGCCCCCACAAAUCCCCAGUUCAACUCUGCAACUCUUCUUGGACAAUAACUCCAUUAAAGCCAUCCCACAGGACUACUUCAGUGGACUUCCAAAGCUGUCUUUCGUCAGGCUAAAUCAUAACAAGAUUUCCGACACUGGAAUUCCUGAGUUUGUUUUUAACGUCUCAUCCAUAAUAGACUUGCAGUUGUCACACAAUCAACUCACUAUAGUUCCACCCAUCCAUCUCAGUCUUGAACACUUGUACCUCGACCACAACCAAAUCAAAAACAUUAAUGGAGCUCAGGUCUGCCCCAUACCCAUCAACACACUUAGCCAGAUGCCCUCAACGGAUCAUCAGCCUCGUCUCCGUUACCUCCGCCUCGAUGGCAAUGGAAUCAAACCUCCCAUCCCUCUAGAGCUCUUGAUGUGUUUUAGACUUCUUACUGGAAUUGUCAUUUAAGUAGUCAAGCUUACUCUCCAACUCAGUUCCGAGAGAAAGAAAAAAAUGCAAGUCUUGCGGGUCUGAUACUUGCAGUUUGAGAUGAUUCCUAUUUGCAUACCAUCUAAACUGAAAAAAUGGCAAUAAAAUAAAUCCAGUAAUGGCAGAAAAGCACUGGCAAUAAUUCAAACGCAUUUGUCUUAAGUAAAUACCAAUCUGAACUAUAUUGAAUUCUGGCCAGAAAAGAAAAUCGCCCAGUAUUAUUAUCAUGGGCAGAUUUUCCAAGCCCUUAGUUGCAAUUAGAUCCCUGAUUCUCCUGCAAGUCUGUUUUGGAAAAUUGGUACUCUUUAGUAAAUCUUCAUACUAUAGUAUUCUAAAUAGCUUGACCAGACUGAAGUAAUAUCUGGUGUUAUGUCAAGGAGCAGAAACUGUACAAUAUUGUAAUUUUACCUUGAUCUUCUCUCUGUUGAAUUAUAGAUUCAUUGUUUGAUUGAAGAUUUCACAAUGCACACAUUUAAAGCACCUCUUAGAUCUGACUUGUGUCAUCGCUAACACAUGUUCCGAGUUAUGGUAAAAAUUUAAUUUGGAAUUUUAAUCCAUAUUGUACGUACUCCAUUAACAACUAAAGCAAAAUAACUUGCUUGUCACUCCAUCAUCUUCUUCCUCUGAUCUACAAGACAUUUUUAUUCUGGAAUCUGAUCUACUGAGGUCUACCAGGAUAUAAUCCCAAAUACAGAAUGUGACUAUGAAGACCAGAAAUUGGGAAUCAGCAAAAAUGUUGUAAAUUCACAUCAGUGGAAACAAUCUGGAAAUCUCUCCAUACAAAAGGCUGGAAAUGUUAGGGCACAACUGGAGCUUUCAAGACCAGGAUUGGUAGACUCAUGUUAGGUGAGGUUGUCAAUGGACAAGGAGCAAAGAUAGGUAAUUUAUUACUCAUUCCUGGGAUGUGGGCAUCACUGGCAAGACCAACAAUUAUUGCCCAUCCAUACUUGCCCUUAAACCGAGUGGCUUGCUUGUCCAUUUUCAAGGGCAGUUAAGGAUCAACCACUUUGCUGUGGGUCGGAUCGGAGUCACUGACCAGGUGUAAAUGGCAGAUUUAUUUUGUUAAAGGACAUUGGCCCAGAUAUUCCAAUUAUCCUUGGUAUGGAUUCAACCUUUACCCAAUUACCUGAUGAUGAUUUUUCCAUCCAUGAUUCCCAAAGCUAUGCUGAAUGUCUGGAUCAGAGGAAACAGGGGGAAAAAAGUCCACUCACUUAGUGCAAGAGUGGCAUUAUGUCCAAAAUACUCCCCUCUUUUUACAGACUUGCCAUUGUAUUUCAGGAAUUAUUUAAAGUUUGCAAUGUCAUAUUGACAACAACUGUGUAAGGUACACGAGGAGGGGUAAGGUAGCAGAUUGGUGGAUAAAGAGGAUAAAUGUCAGAUAGAUGACAUGCAUAAAAUGCCAGGUUGGUGAAGGGUGUCAGAUCGUUAGGGUAUCAGGCGGGUGAGGGGAUAAGUGGGUAGCUGCCAGGUAAACGAAAGGCUGCUUAUUGGAGGUCAGAGGAGUAACAUCGACUGGGGCUGGGAGAGGUAUUGGCUCCAGGGUUGGAUUGGACCAAGGUGGCCAGGCUGAUGUUGAGUGGGAUGGCGAGGUCAGGGGAUGGCAGGGGGAGUUAUCUCCAACAGGGUGGAGUCAGGAGGUUGGGCCACAUCCAAUGUAAGGUAGAGGCUUGGGUUGGGUCAGAGGGGUUGUCAGAUGUCGAUGGGAAAUAAUAAACGGUGAGUCAGAGGGUGUCAAUUUAAUAGCUACAUUGGCGUUGGAAUAGUCUUUUAAUCUGAUAACAUUCUGAAUUCUCCAACUGUAAUGAAUUUAUUCAGAGGGUUCGAGAUUUGGGGAAAUUGCAUCAGAGUCAGUUGCACAUACAUGGUCUCAAUGUGCAACUCCAGUUUGCACUGUUCACUGGACUAUCUGGGUCAAUACUGAAUCUGUUGAGUUUUUACAAAAACGUUAUGAUAGUUUCAUGAUCAACAUGACUGAGCCUAGCGUUCAAUUCUAGGUUAUUUAAAAAAAAAUCAAAUUGACAUUUCCCAAUCUUCACUGGUAGAAUUUGGAGCCACAUUCCCAGCUGAUCAGCUAUUAGUCCAAUGACAUUACCACCAUCCAAACAUUUCACUACAUGUGAGUCGGCCUAGAUUGAACUUAAUGAUGGAGCAGCUUUGUGGGGUUGAACACCCUAAUCCUGUUUAUAACCUGGAGAGAGAGAAACAAACAGACUAGUGUCUUUUGAGACUUGUCCUGAGGGAUGGUAUUUUUCAAAACACUUGCUUCCAUUUUCUCUAUUCAGAUGCAAACCCAUUACUAUAUCAUCACACCAGUACUAGAUAUCCUUGUGUAAUCAUAAUAGACUGCAUAGUCUUCCGAUGUCAUCCCCACUGCAAUCACACAAUGAGUGUAUAGACAGCAUUUGAACCGAAAGACUGCAAUCUAUAGAUUGAUCUACAUAUACUGGAAUAAUCUAAAUCAUGAUUUUUUAAAAAAUCAAAUCAAUUGGAAAUCAAAUCAAUUGGAAAUUCUAAAGACAGAAGCAUGAAAAAGAUUUAAAAAGCAGAAACUCUACUUUUUACUAUUUUUAGUUUUUCAAUUAGUUCAUACAUUCCAAUUCUGAAAAUAUUUAAACCCAAACAAUAAAAUACUGGAAGCAGAUAGCAGGUGCUUUUAAAGAGAACAGGGUGCCUUUUGGCCCAUCAUUCUUCUGUUAACUCUUUGAAAGAGCUGGGUCAAACUGCCCUGCUCUUUUCCCACUCACCUGCUCUCUUUCCAUUUCCCUACUCUUUUCCAUAGCCUUGCAAACUAGCAUCAUAUUUAAUUUUGAAAUUUGCCACUAAAUAUGCUUCCAUUGCCCCCAUAGGGGCUGAUUCUGACUUGUAACAACUCACUGCAUUAACCUUCGUAGCACUGGUUAUUGACAAUUUGCAAUUAGAUAGAUGUAGUAUUGUGUGCAUGGUCCUGAUGAAGGAUGAAUAACAGGCAGAUUGUAGUGCAUACAUAGGAGUUUCAGGCCACUACCUGGGAGACCUGGCAGUUCAAUUCACAGCAAAGUCCACUCAUGGAAUAGCAUGAAACUGUGGGCAAGGCUCCCCUCCUCAAACACCAACUUGGAAAGUGACCCCUCAGUGCCCUCACUGAAUGAGCUAGAUAUUUGGGAGGAAACUGACAACAGAUUUUGAUCCUGAAAAAUCACUACAAAAGAAUGUUCUGAAAUUCAACUGUUUUAUAUACCUAACUACUAUAAAAAUCCCCAUGCAAUAUGAUAGAAGGUAUGACUAUGUUUUACUAGAUCCUUAUGCAUCAAAUAUGCUUAUUAUACUAUAAUUUGAGCCAAGAAACUUAGAAUUCAUAAUAGAAUAGUGCUGUGUAAUAUGCAUGUUAUUAUUCCAGCAUAGGAACAUCUUAUAAUAAACAUGCAUGGACAAGGUUAAUUUAUUUCUAUUUCAGAUAAAUAAACUACCCGGAGUCUUU